AGAGGCGGCCCGGGCAUGAAGGGCGGGAGCAAGGUGGUCGUGGUGCCCCACAAGCACGACGGCGUCUUCAUCGCCAAGGCCAAGGAGGACGCGCUCUGCACCAAGAACAUGGUCCCCGGGGAGUCCGUCUACGGCGAGAAGCGCGUCUCCGUCCAGAACGACGAUGGGACCAAGGUUGAGUACAGGGUGUGGAACCCCUUCAGGUCCAAGCUGGCUGCCGCCGUGCUCGGCGGUGUUGACAACAUCUGGAUCGCUCCUGGUACCCGUGUGCUGUAUCUUGGUGCUGCCUCAGGAACAACAGUGUCUCAUGUGUCUGAUAUUGUUGGACCGACUGGGUUGGUCUAUGCUGUGGAGUUCUCGCACCGGAGCGGCAGGGACCUUGUCAACAUGGCCAAGAAGAGGACCAAUGUCAUCCCCAUCAUUGAGGAUGCCAGGCACCCUGCUAAGUACCGGAUGUUGGUUGGCAUGGUUGAUGUUAUCUUCUCAGAUGUUGCACAGCCUGAUCAGGCUAGGAUCUUAGCCCUUAAUGCUUCUUACUUUUUGAAGAAUGGUGGUCACUUUGUCAUUUCAAUCAAGGCAAACUGUAUCGACUCCACCAUGCCUGCUGAGGCCGUGUUUGCCAAUGAAGUGGAAAAGCUGAAGGCAGAUCAGUUCAAGCCCUCGGAGCAGGUGACCCUGGAGCCCUUUGAGCGUGACCACGCCUGUGUCGUUGGUGGUUACAGGAUGCCCAAGAAGCAAAAGCCAACUUAGGUAGAAAAAGGAAAAUAGUGUUCUAUACUUCUAUGCAUGCAUCCUGUCUAUCCGUAGUAAUGCCCUAGUGUAUGGAGAUUUGUUUUGAUCUGAAUUUGAGCAGGAAGUUGUUGAAUGAUGUUGCAGAUGUUGACUGCUAUUCUAUUAUCCAUGAAAUCAUUAGCCUCA
Messenger RNA from Lolium rigidum, 918 nucleotides. RefSeq names its product rRNA 2'-O-methyltransferase fibrillarin 1. Gene Ontology annotation, cellular component: box C/D methylation guide snoRNP complex; small-subunit processome; nucleolus. The transcript is spliced from 6 exons. Gene Ontology annotation, molecular function: RNA binding; histone H2AQ104 methyltransferase activity; rRNA methyltransferase activity. Gene Ontology annotation, biological process: box C/D sno(s)RNA 3'-end processing; rRNA methylation. The record is from RefSeq and is a predicted model, not a curated record. Lineage: Eukaryota; Viridiplantae; Streptophyta; Magnoliopsida; Poales; Poaceae. The coding region runs from base 16 to 750 and encodes 244 amino acids.